AUGGACAAAGUUAUUCUCUUCCUGUCACUCGUGACACUGGCUGGCGUCUCCUCUCAGUCAAUCACAGACAGCCAGAGAGUGUUCUCCAUCGCUGUGAGUCGAGUGCAACAUCUCCACCUGCUGGCCCAGAGACUCUUUUCGGACUUUGAGAGUUCUCUGCAGAACGAGGAUCAGCGUCAGCUCAACAAGAUCUUCCUGCAGGAUUUCUGCAACUCAGAUUACAUCAUCAGUCCCCUGGACAAGCACGAAACGCAACGAAGCUCGGUUCUGAAGCUGCUGUCUAUCUCCUAUCGAUUGGUGGAAUCGUGGGAAUUUCCUAGCCGUUCCCUCUCUGGUGGCUCUGCUCCCAGAAAUCAGGUUUCUUCAAAACUUUCUGAACUGAAGAUGGGAAUCCUCCUGCUAAUCAGGGCCAAUCAGGAUGCAGCUGAGAUGUUAGCUGACAGCUCCGCCCUGCAACUGCCGCCAUAUGGAAACUAUUAUCAAAGUGUGGCAGACGAUGAGUCCUUGAGACGAAUGUAUGAACUGCUGGCGUGCUUCAAGAAGGACAUGCACAAGGUGGAGACUUACCUGACGGUUGCCAAAUGUCGACUCUCACCAGAGGCCAACUGCACUUUGUAGACCUGCC
This is a messenger RNA of Phycodurus eques (leafy seadragon), 625 nucleotides long. RefSeq names its product growth hormone 1 (gene gh1). The coding region runs from base 1 to 618 and encodes 205 amino acids. Gene Ontology annotation, cellular component: extracellular region. The record is from RefSeq and is a predicted model, not a curated record. Gene Ontology annotation, molecular function: growth hormone activity; growth hormone receptor binding. Gene Ontology annotation, biological process: response to nutrient levels; animal organ development; positive regulation of receptor signaling pathway via JAK-STAT. NCBI's taxonomy places the organism in Eukaryota, Metazoa, Chordata, Actinopteri, Syngnathiformes, Syngnathidae. The transcript is spliced from 6 exons.